CCAGCCUCUCUCUCACGGCUGUCUUUCCUUCCUUUGCAGCAGCUGCAGGUGGUGCCAUUGUUCGGGGACAUGCAGAUCGAGCUGGCCAGAUACAUUAAGACCAGCGCUCACUACGAGGAGAACAAAUCCAAGUGGACCUGCACGCAGAGCAGCAUCAGCCCCCAGUACAACAUCUGCGAGCAGAUGGUGCAGAUCCGAGACGACCACAUCCGCUUCAUCUCCGAGCUCGCCCGCUACAGCAACAGCGAGGUGGUGACGGGCUCCGGGCUGGACAGCCAGAAGUCAGACGAGGAAUACCGCGAGCUCUUCGACCUGGCCCUGCGGGGCCUGCAGCUCCUGUCCAAGUGGAGCGCCCAUGUCAUGGAAGUGUACUCUUGGAAGCUGGUUCACCCCACAGACAAGUUUUGCAACAAGGACUGCCCGGGCACGGCGGAAGAGUACGAGAGAGCCACGCGCUACAACUACACCAGCGAGGAGAAGUUUGCCUUUGUGGAGGUGAUCGCGAUGAUCAAAGGCCUGCAGGUGCUCAUGGGCCGCAUGGAGAGCGUCUUCAACCAGGCCAUCCGGAACACCAUCUACGCCGCCCUGCAGGACUUCGCCCAGGUGACCCUGCGCGAGCCCCUCCGGCAGGCCGUGCGCAAGAAGAAGAACGUGCUCAUCAGUGUCCUGCAGGCCAUCCGCAAAACCAUCUGCGAUUGGGAGGGCGGCCGGGAGCCCCCCAAUGACCCCUGCCUGCGCGGAGAGAAGGACCCCAAAGGGGGCUUCGACAUCAAGGUGCCCCGGCGGGCCGUGGGGCCAUCCAGCACCCAGGCCUGCCAGUGGUCCCCGAGGGCUUUGUUUCACCCCACUGGUGGCACACAGAGCCGAAGAGGCUGCCGAUCCCUGCUGUACAUGGUGCGCACCAUGCUGGAGUCUCUCAUCGCCGACAAGAGCGGCUCCAAGAAGACCCUGCGCAGCAGCCUGGACGGGCCCAUUGUCCUUGCCAUCGAGGACUUCCACAAACAGUCCUUCUUCUUCACCCAUCUGCUCAACAUCAGUGAAGCGCUGCAGCAGUGCUGUGACCUCUCCCAGCUCUGGUUCCGAGAGUUCUUCCUGGAGCUCACCAUGGGCAGGCGCAUCCAGUUUCCCAUCGAGAUGUCCAUGCCUUGGAUUCUGACGGACCACAUCCUGGAGACCAAGGAGCCUUCCAUGAUGGAGUAUGUCCUCUACCCGCUGGACCUGUACAACGACAGCGCCUACUACGCGCUGACCAAGUUCAAAAAGCAGUUCCUGUACGACGAGAUCGAGGCCGAGGUGAACCUGUGUUUUGAUCAGUUUGUCUACAAGCUGGCGGACCAGAUCUUCGCCUACUACAAGGCCAUGGCGGGCAGCGUGCUCUUGGACAAACGCUUCCGGGCCGAGUGUAAGAAUUACGGGGUGAUCAUCCCGUACCCGCCCUCCAACCGCUACGAGACGCUGCUGAAGCAGAGACACGUGCAGCUCUUGGGUAGAUCCAUCGACUUGAACAGACUCAUUACCCAGCGCAUCUCUGCCGCCAUGUACAAAUCCUUGGACCAGGCCAUCAGCCGCUUCGAGAGCGAGGAUGUGACCUCCAUUGUGGAGCUGGAGUGGCUGCUGGAGAUUAACCGUCUCACACACCGGCUACUCUGCAAGCACAUGACCCUGGACAGCUUCGACACCAUGUUCCGGGAGGCCAAUCACAACGUCUCGGCCCCCUACGGCCGCAUCACCCUGCACGUCUUCUGGGAACUGAAUUUCGACUUCCUCCCUAACUAUUGCUACAAUGGCUCCACCAACCGUUUUGUCCGGACUGCUAUUCCUUUCACCCAAGAACCACAGCGAGAUAAACCCGCCAACGUCCAGCCUUAUUACCUCUACGGAUCCAAGCCCCUCAACAUUGCCUACAGCCACAUCUACAGCUCCUACCGGAACUUCGUGGGACCCCCCCACUUCAAGACCAUCUGCCGGCUCCUGGGCUACCAGGGCAUCGCCGUGGUCAUGGAGGAGCUGCUGAAGAUCGUCAAGAGCCUGCUGCAGGGCACCAUCCUCCAGUAUGUGAAGACGCUGAUCGAGGUGAUGCCCAAGAUUUGCCGCCUGCCGCGACAUGAGUACGGCUCCCCAGGCAUCCUGGAGUUCUUCCACCACCAGCUGAAGGACAUCAUCGAGUACGCCGAGCUCAAGACCGACGUGUUCCAGAGCCUCAGGGAGGUGGGCAACGCCAUCCUCUUCUGCCUCCUCAUCGAGCAGGCGCUGUCUCAGGAAGAAGUGUGCGACUUGCUCCACGCCGCGCCCUUCCAGAACAUCUUGCCCAGAGUCUACAUCAAAGAGGGAGAGCGCCUGGAGGUCCGGAUGAAGCGCCUGGAGGCCAAGUACGCCCCCCUCCACCUGGUCCCCCUCAUAGAGCGGCUGGGGACCCCCCAGCAAAUCGCCAUCGCCCGGGAGGGGGACCUGCUGACCAAGGAGCGCCUGUGCUGCGGCCUGUCCAUGUUCGAGGUCAUCCUGACCCGCAUCCGCAGCUACCUGCAGGACCCGGUGUGGCGCGGCCCGCCGCCCACCAACGGCGUCAUGCACGUGGACGAGUGCAUGGAGUUCCACCGGCUGUGGAGCGCCAUGCAGUUCGUCUACUGCAUCCCCGUGGGCACCAACGAGUUCACGGCCGAGCAGUGCUUCGGGGACGGCCUCAACUGGGCCGGCUGCUCCAUCGUGGUCCUCCUGGGCCAGCAGCGCCGCUUCGACCUGUUUGACUUCUGCUACCACCUGCUCAAGGUGCAGAGGCAGGACGGCAAAGACGAGAUCAUCAAGAACGUGCCCCUGAAGAAGAUGGCCGACCGGAUCCGGAAGUAUCAGAUCCUGAACAACGAGGUGUUCGCCAUCCUGAACAAGUACAUGAAGUCGGUGGAGACGGACAGCUCCACGGUAGAGCACGUGCGCUGCUUCCAGCCGCCCAUCCACCAGUCGCUGGCCACCACCUGCUAGGCAGGCCUGCAGACCACGACCCCGCAGAGGAGAAGCAGGAAGGGACAGAGAGAGGGAGGAAGCCACGGUCAGCCCGAACAGGGACUGACCGGGACGGGGUGCAGGCUGGGCCCGCCGCGCCCCCUGCUGGCCGGGCCGUGCAUGCGCUUCCCCGACGGCUCCCUGGGGGGGGGUCCCACCGUGGAAAUGAAAAUCACAAACAAGCAAA
Dipodomys spectabilis (banner-tailed kangaroo rat) is the source of this 3184-nucleotide messenger RNA. RefSeq names its product cytoplasmic FMR1-interacting protein 2. The annotation marks the transcript as partial. Gene Ontology annotation, cellular component: neuron projection; synapse. The transcript is spliced from 23 exons. NCBI's taxonomy places the organism in Eukaryota, Metazoa, Chordata, Mammalia, Rodentia, Heteromyidae. Gene Ontology annotation, molecular function: small GTPase binding. The record is from RefSeq and is a predicted model, not a curated record. Gene Ontology annotation, biological process: regulation of actin filament polymerization; cell morphogenesis; apoptotic process.